Molecule: messenger RNA, 1620 nt
Organism: Daphnia magna
Lineage: Eukaryota; Metazoa; Arthropoda; Branchiopoda; Diplostraca; Daphniidae
Exons: 10
Coding region: 82-1620 (512 amino acids)
Source: RefSeq, a predicted model, not a curated record
UGUUUCAGUUCAACUACUGAUAUUUCUCUUCUAUUGUCGUCUCAUCCCUAAAUAAGGACUGGAACGCUUUUGGAGUGGAAAAUGAGGGGAAGACGUUACACGCUGUUUAUCGGGCUGAUGUUUUCCAGUUUUUUCGCUCUAUUUCUUAUGGCGAGAAAAGAAGCAGAACAGUCCAGCAGAAAGUUGAUUCUAGAUGAGGAGGAAAUAGAGUACUGCGAAUGGAAAAUGAUGCACGAUCCAGCCAUGCAGCAGCAUUCAUCAAAUCACGAAAGAUGGAAUGUCUCGUUGCUGCUAAUCCUCGGCUUAUUGGCUCCCAAGACCUCAUAUGGUUUUAAUGACUCUUCGAUGAUAUACCGUCAAAACAAACAGAUUUGCCGUGAAUACGAGGGCCAAAUGAUAUCUCAACUCACUUUGAAGAGAAUUCUUGGGGAGCUAUCAUCCAAUGCCAAUUUCUGGUGUCAAACGUUGCGCAACGUAACUGGCCGUGUGGGUUCCUGCUACGAUCUCGACAGCAAUUUGGAUGAGUUUCUAACUAACCAGCAAAGUUUAAACAAAACGUGGCGUUGUUUCCACCCACCGGAAACCAUGAGCCAGAUACGCACGACUCUGCAAAUUUAUCAGGCAAUUCGAUUAAAAAGAUUUUCAAUGAAACAAACUGUGGUUGUACCUGUGCUGGAGGAUAAUGUAAGCCGGUUGCAAAACUCCACGUACGUUUUUCGUCUUUUUUUCUUGAUUGGAGGUCUUAAUCCCCCAGAGGUUUACACUUUCAAUGGUGGACUACUCUUGCUAGACCAGGAAAAUUCGUUCAAAGAAUUUGGCUGCUCAGCUCUCCAACAGGUUUGUGAUUCUGCCGAGAGGUGGAUUCAACUAGUUUUAAGCCACGUGGAAAAAUCCUCCCAGGUUCACGAAUUCAAACUUCUUCCCAGAGAUGGCAAAGUGUCUCAGAUUAUUGCUGCAGAUUUUAUACGCACGCCUUUUGAUACUGAAUUGUUGCGUAUUCACCACAACGUGCAUCGCCUACGUACGAAAUCCACCCCCCAUUCCCUCCAUCUGCUUCUACAUAAGACCAUUAGCACUGCCGUCCGUUUCCUUUCUAUUCGACGUUCCUAUCCGGCUACCAAAUUUGGCUCAGCCUUGAAUGAACACCUUUAUGAUGCAAGGGAAAUAUUUGGCCUUAUUAGCAAUCUUGUCAUCAACCCUUUCAUCAAAUUGGAGCCUACCUUUCAUUCGAGGUGGACUCACUACAGUGCAACUGUUGCAUAUGAAAUGACUUGGUUAAAUCUCCAAGUGUUUUUAAAUAACCAUGCCACAUAUGCUCUGCUGGAAAAUGAAAGGUCUAAGAAUUUCAACAUCAGUGUUGGCUUGGGAUGGAAUGACUUCAAAAUGGAAAUUGGCAACAAGGACACCCGGAUAAGGUCCAUCACCUACAUUCUCAGAAUAAGACGCCUACCCAGAGGAGAUAAUCCAGUUCCAUUUGAAUGCAGUUUGAGAUUUAAGGACAAGCCAGAAUGCGGAUUACAACCAUCACUGGUCGGCAAUUGGAGCUCAGCUUUGACCGAUUGGAACCGGCUGCCAACUUGUCCUUUUGGCAACUCUAAAGGUAAAAUUUUUAGUGCCUAG